Zootoca vivipara (common lizard) is the source of this 3623-nucleotide messenger RNA. RefSeq names its product isthmin 1 (gene ISM1). The record is from RefSeq and is a predicted model, not a curated record. NCBI's taxonomy places the organism in Eukaryota, Metazoa, Chordata, Lepidosauria, Squamata, Lacertidae. Gene Ontology annotation, biological process: negative regulation of angiogenesis.
CAUGCAGAGGAGGGAAAGAGCGCGGUAUAAAAGCAUGAGACCCACGCAACGAGAAAGCCUGGCUGGACGGGGAAGAGAGACAGCCUCUUGCAAGCGGAGACACACCGGCCAGCAGGAGGGGGGAUUCGCACACAAACUCUCCGCCGUUGCCGUCUUAGGACCGGGAACAAUUUCUCCAGCGAAUUGCCCCUUAAAGACUUAGACGUUUCCUGGUCCCCCCCCCCCCCGAGGAUUUUACAGCCAGGAAGGGAAGAGGUUCGGGAGCCACGCCGAAGACCCCGGGGAGGACCUUUAGCCUGCAAGACGCGCAGAAGCCCCGAGGGGGCGGCCGGAGCAGCCCCCACCCGCACCCCUCUGACAGCACCCACCCCAGCCCGGCUCAUGGGCUGAAGAACACAGGCGCCCGCCGACCGUCCCGGGAGCCCUCGGGUGCGCUGGAGACCCCAGUACGCGCCCCUGCGAAGGCGCCCGGUGGUGGGGACGGGCGGGGAGCACCUGGGAGGCUGGAAAGAGGAGGAGAAGUCGCCUUCCCCGGCCUUGGGGGCAGCAGUACCCCGAGUUAGAGACUAGAGAGCCCUCUGAGCGGGGCGCUCCCUCCGGCCGCCAGCAGGGGCGGACGCCGCCCCCGCCUCGCAUGCUGCCUUCGAAGGCAGGCCGGGCACCUCCAGCGCAAGGCGCGCUCCCUCUCCGGCGCCCUCUCCACCUCCUCCUCCUCGCCUUCGUCGUCCGCAGGCGCAGCGCCGACGGCUCUCGGCUGCGCUGCGCCACGAGGGCUGCCCCGCCGCCGCUGCUCCGGCUGCCUCGGAAGCGCGCUCGGCGCCCGACGAGGCGGCCGUGGGCGGACGAGAGGCCGGCGGCAGCUGCCUCCCGGUGCGCUCCUGCCGGCGGGCGCGACCCCAUGCGGGCGCCGGGCUGCCGGAGGAGCAGCGAGAGCAGCGCCCCCUGCAGCCGGACCCGCCCCCUGCCACGGCCCCGCUGCCGUCGGGCGGGCGCCCGAAGCCUCCUCGCGCCGCCGCCUCGGAAGCCGCCUCCCGCCCCGAAGUGGCUCCGCCGGGGUGGUGGCGGUGCGGCAGAGGCGCGGGCGGCAGCAGCAGCAGCAGCUCCUCCUCCUCCUCCUGCUCCCCGUCGUCGUCUGCCAGCCCGGUUGAUCCCGAGAGCGGCGCAGGGAAUCCAGCUGCUGCCCCACUAGACGCCGCCGGCGCGGCCGGGGCUCCUGCUGCCGCAGCCACUGCCGCCGCGGCUCCUCCUCUCGCUGCCGCUGCUGUGCCGUCGCCGUCGCGGAGCCCUAAAGCCGCCCGCUGCAAGAGGAUGGUGCGCCUGGCGGCCGAGCUACUCCUGCUGCUGGGACUCCUCCUGCUCACCUUGCACAUCACGGUGCUGCGGGGCAGGGAGCCCGACGCCGCCACGGGAAACCACAGCCAGCGCCAACCGGAUGCCCUCCACACAGAUGGCCUUCCAUCACCUGAAGCUAGCUUUACACUAAACCCUGAGGACAGACAGGAUUAUCCUGACCACCAUGUAGCGCACAAAUCGUUCACGAAGCAGCGAUUCAGGCAAGAGAAUGGGCAUACAGCUUUGCAAAGAGAUGGGCCCAGGCCAUUCCUCCUGGAUCUCCCAAACUUUCCUGACCUCUCAAAAGCAGACAUCAAUGGGCAAAACCCAAACAUCCAGGUGACAAUAGAAGUUGUUGACGGGCCAGACUCUGAACCAGAGAAGGAUCUCCGAAAGGAAGGCAGCAAACCCAGCUGGCCUGUCCCAUCACCAGACUGGAGGAACUGGUGGCAGAGAUCAGCACCCACCAUCACCCGCAUGAGUAGCGGGGACCAGGAUUACAAGUAUGAUAGCACAACCGAAGACAGCAACUUCCUGAACCCCGUCGGUGGUGGGUGGGAAAGCCACGCACCUAGUCACCGGACCUUUGACUCAAAGGAACAGCCAGAGUAUGAUUACAUAGAUGGGGAAGGAGACUGGAGCCCCUGGUCUAUUUGUAGUAUAACCUGUGGCAACGGCAAUCAGAAGCGCACCAGAACCUGUGGCUAUGCCUGCACAGCCACUGAAUCGAGGACAUGUGACAGGCCCAACUGUCCAGGGAUUGAAGACACCUUCAGGACAGCAGCAACAGAAGUGAGCUUGCUCGCAGGAAGUGAAGAAUUCAAUGCCACAAAGCUGUUCGAAGUCGAUACUGACAGCUGUGAAAGGUGGAUGAGCUGCAAGAGUGAAUUCUUAAAGAAGUACAUGCACAAAGUGAUCAACGACCUCCCUGCUUGCCCUUGCACGUACCCCACGGAGGUUGCCUACAGCACGGCCGAUAUCUACGACCGGCUUAAGCGGAAAAGCUUUCGCUGGAAAGAUGCGAGUGGGCCAAAGGAAAAACUCGAGAUCUAUAAGCCAACCGCUCGCUAUUGCAUCCGGUCCAUGCUGUCUUUGGAAAGUACGACCCUGGCUGCACAGCACUGCUGCUACGACGACAUCAUGCAGCUAAUCACGAGGGGCAAAGGAGCAGGCACCCCUAAUCUGAUCAGCAUAGAAUUCUCCGCCGAACUUCAUUACAAAGUGGACAUCUUGCCUUGGAUCAUUUGCAAAGGGGACUGGAGCCGCUAUAAUGAAGCCAGGCCUCCUAAUAAUGGUCAGAAAUGUACAGAGAACCCUUCAGAGGAGGACUAUUACAGACAGUUUCAGGAAGCAAGAGAGUACUGAGAAGGAGAGGCAGGGGAAAGAAGCCAACCUCUUUCAGAGUCUGUGGAACACGGGCGGUUGGUCUGCAGGACCCCAAAUCAAAGAAACUCUCAGCAUACAGAUUUAAUGUCCCAUUUCUCCACCCACCCCAGCUAACUGUAUAUAGUUGUAUAGAGUACACAUUUUUUCAUAAGUGUGUUAUUUAUAUAUGCAUAUAGAAAUUGCAUAUGGACCCCUGUGCAAAUAGACAUUUACAUAAUAUUAUGCAUUCUGCACCAAUGUAAGGUUUUGUGCUUUUAAAAUCAUGCUCCGGUAAGGAAAAGCUCAGCUUUCCGUGGUUGAAGCAACAGAACUCAAGAGUCCAUUUCUCAACUGCAAACCCCAGUUAUGGGGCUUUUGCUGGUGGGUUAUCUAUCUAAUGCAGGCACCCCCAAACUGCGGCCCUCCAGAUGUUUUGGCCUACAACUCCCAUGAUCCCUAGCUAAGAGGACCAGUGGUCAGGGAUGAUGGGAAUUGUAGUCCAAAACAUCUGGAGGGCCGAAGUUUGGGAAUGCCUGAUCUAAUGCAUCUGAGAACUGCAUCUGAUUGGUACUACUUUUGUUCAGAACAGCAGAGAGAAAUAUCAGCAUCCGCUGCCAUUGUGCCUGUGCAGAAGUCAGGGACUUUGAUUUGUGUCAAAUGCUACGGUAUGUCUGUGUGAUUGACUCUGGUGAGUAAAAGACUGUGAUACCUAAAGUGUGGCUGACGCAAUCAAAUAUCCCUUAUUCUGCAAAGUGUACAAGUACCUCUGAAAUACUUUUACUAAAUCAAAGCCAAGGACUAUAACCAGAUCAUUAUUAAACAGUUCCUAUACAUAAGUUAUUUAAUACAAAUGCAGCAUAAUUUCCUUAGAGAUAUAUUGAUGAAAAUAUUUAGACAUAUUUAAGAAAAAGAAAGGUGCUUUUUUU